Molecule: messenger RNA, 3833 nt
Organism: Symbiodinium necroappetens
Lineage: Eukaryota; Dinophyceae; Suessiales; Symbiodiniaceae
Source: the annotation of a GenBank genome assembly
AUGAACAUGGGCGACUUUCGUCUCCGCGCGCUGCCUCUGAUUCGCUUCGCUCCUUGGCGAGAGCGGAGAGAUCCGAACCAGAAGAAAUUGGAGGAAGCAGGCCGGCCCGCACCUGAUGGCAGUCCUGACAGCUUGGAGCACUAUCAGUCGCAGUAUUUGCAGUCCAAGUACUUCGUCCCUAUGGUCUUGGUGCCAACUCCCCCGACCUCCAAGCAGCCAGAGCCUGCAGCGCCAAACGGCGACGGCCACGGCCACCCUCCGCGUGCUCCCGGAGCCCGAGCUGCCUCAGCCCCGCCCAUCCUUCACGACAAGAAGCUCCUGUGCCAAGUUUGCCAGAAGGUCGCCCUGGGCAUCAGGUGGUUGACAUGCAAAGUCUGCAAGACAUCGGACCUAUCGGACUCCUCGGACCUGAAACAUCUGAAACCCCCCAAGCUAGAGCGACUCUGCUCGGGCCAUCGCCGUAGCAAUGCCUUCGUCGGCUGCGAGUACGCACGUCGGGGUGAGUGCAACAAUGGCAAGUGCCAGAGUUGCCACUGCCACACGGAGCAGAAAGCCUUCGGCAAGCCGCUGAGUCAGUUGGAAGAGGCUGGCCUUUCCAAAGACAGAGAUGGAGGGGAGGAACCUGGGUCGGCGGGCGCCCCGCCCACCAGCUCCGAGAUGCGGAUCCUCGGCGCGUGCUCCUCGAGCCUCUCUGUAGGAUGUGGCCGCUCCGGGAGUCUCCAUCCCAUUCCCGGGCGCGGGUGCAUGAGCUCGACGGUCAACGGUGAGCCUGCGCGGCAGACGAGCCAACCGAUUCGCACAGAUGCCACCUUUGAUACGAAGGCCAAGGAUGACAAAUGGCGAACCCUUCUGGUGUUGAUCCUCCGCGACAAGGUGUACAGGUCACUGACGUUUUGGAGGCCGCGCUUUGAGUUCAAGACAGCCGGGGACCUGGCAAAGACGCUCUACGACAGCGGCAAGGGCGGGAAGGAUGUUCUCUUGGACAUGAAGUGGCUCGUGCAGAACGACCAGGAAGCUGCUCAGACGGAGGAGUUUGCGAAGGGAAAGCCGUCGACCUCGGAUGAGAGCCUGACCUCCGGGGACGGCAAGACCCCCGAACGCAAAGCCUGGAUCGAAGUCUUCGACUCCGACUUGGCCUGCAUCAUCGACCUGCUGAUGCUCCUGAACGUGAGCCUGACGAUGGUGGUCGCACCUCUCACGUUCCUUUGGGACGGCCGCUGGCAAGAUCCCUCCUCGGUGCCUGGAGGCGGAAUCCCGGGUUCUGACACGUUGACGCUGGAUGUUUGUAUGGAUGUGUUCUAUGCCAUCUAUCUCCUUCUAAUGCUGGAAAUGUCUUAUCUCCAUCCGGAAAGACGUCCCUCGAUUGUGACGAGCAGAAAGAUCCGACGAUGGCGCAUGAAAUCCUUGCUGUACUGGCUGAAAUGGCUCAGUGUCACGGUGCACAUAUGGGCCGCAUCCUUCGGCUGGCCGUUGUUUAUCAACCUCUUAAAGAUAGUUCGCGGAGGUGUCUUCGUGGAAUUGCCAGACUCGCUCUGGCGACUUCGGGACUCCAGCGAAGUUCGGCUCACGAAGCCGAUCCUCCUGCUGAUUGGUGUGUCGCACUGGGUUGCAUGCUUGCUUUUCUGUUUCGGUGGCUUCUUGGAGAACCUGCAGCAAUUCGGACCAGAAGCGUCGGAGACAACGUUCCGAGGAGAGGUCAUCGACGGCAAAAUCUCUUCAUAUGUCGUCGCCUAUGUAGAGGCGAUCUACAUGCUCACGGGAGCUCUGGAUGGGCCUACCGGAGAUGGGGCGCGAGAAGGGCACUUUGGAGCGCUGAUUAUUGUAGUCAUCUUUGCCCCCAUUGGCCAGCUAGUUGUUUCCCUCUUCAUCGCGGCCAUCGUGCAGGAGCAAGAUCUGAAGCAUGCUCUGGACAAGCGCCACAAUGAGAACAAGGCUUUCAUGCAGCGUGCUGUCCAGACCCUGGGCAUUCCGAAGGAAUUGCAGAGAAGGGUCUUCAGCAUGCAUUAUUUCCAGAAGAUGAGCCACGACAUUGAGGUGUUUCAGAUCUUAUUCGAUGGCAAGAACUUGAGUGGGGCCCUCUCGUCAGCUUUGAAGAUCUACCUGUACAAAGAGAGCGUUCUCAACUGCGCUCACUUGCAGAGUAAAGACCCGAACUACAUCAUCGAGAUUGUGAAGAUUUUGCAGGACGUGGUGUGCCUCCCGGGCGAGUACAUCGCCCGCAGGGGCGAAAUAGCUCAUCAGAUGUUCUUCAUCGCCCGUGGACUCCUCUCCGUGCUCGUCCCUGGACUGGACAAGCCCAACGACGUCGCUGCUGCGAGAGCGGUCAACCAGCUCAAGCUGUCUGACUUCUUCGGAGAAAUAGCCCUGAUCAAAGACUGCGUGCGGACGGCGUGGAUUCGGGCAGAUACUUAUGCGCUGCUCUCGUCGCUUUCCCGCUUCGACAUCGAGCCGAUUUGGAAGUACUUCCCAGAAUACAGGGAGGAGCUUGAACAGCAGGUCAAGGCAACCGCCGAGAAGGACAGGAGUCGGAAGGCCCGCGGUCGAUGGCAGAACGUCGGCCAUGGAGAGAAGCGGAAGAAGCUGAUGGAGCUUCAAGCCAAGGACCAGAUUGACAAAGCAUCGUCCGCUUCCAGGAAGACUGCCAGGGGAAGUAUCUUGGCCGCGUCCAUGCAAGACGAGCCCAAUGAAGAAGCCAGCAUUCUCGAGUCCGGGGACUCGGCGGCGCUGAAUGCACCUGAAAGCACAGAUGAAACCAAGAAGCUGCUGUCAGAAUUGCUGCAGCGCCAGAACUCACUGGAGGAGAAGUUCGAGGCACAUGGGGAGAAGCUGGCUCAGAUCUUGGAGGCUCUACAAGGUGGGCAAAGCGACUUGCCACCAUUGCCACCACCGUCAGCUCCGCCAUCAGCGCCGCCAAAGAAGGUUGUUGUGAAGAGAGUGAAGAAGAAGGCUGCUGCCGGUGGGCCUGGGACCCCAGAGGAGGUGGACCUGGGAAGCGAGCUCGGGCAGGAGGCCGCCGCUCGCUCUGCAUGGGGGAACAACGAGAAGAGGCUGUGCGAGGGUUUGAAUUUCUGCGAUGAGCCGAGGAGCCUUUGCUUGGUGAGGAGUAAGGUGCUGCUUAGACGGCGGCUGUUCCGGGCCCGGAGCGUCGUCCUCAAGGAGUUAAUGACUGCGCCAGCCCCUUGGUCCUUGCUGCGGCCCAUCGAAGGCUACGGGCAUCGCUUUCCUCUGAGGGCACCCUCUGAGGCGAAGCGGCACUUGGUAGCUUUUGAUGCCAGCGACAUGUGUGUCCUCAAAAGGAUUCCGAAGCAUCUCGCCAUGGCAAUGCCAGAUGCGUUGCCGGCGCCGGAGAACAUUCCCCGCCUGCUUGAGGGUGUCGGUGAGUAUGCAGAGCUCGCGCGAUGUGCCCAGAAGUACCAGCGAAGGAGGUCCAUGGCAGAGCGCAGGAAGUCAGCCAGACUGAGCCAGCUCUCGCGGGCAAUGAGCCAGCUCCCGCGGGCUCCGAGCAGCCCAAACCUCCCUCAGCGAAAGCCCUCGAUGGCUUUCAUCCGAUUGCGGAGGACCGUGACGCCUGUGGUGAUCCCGGGCUGGAGGGGUACCAUUCACCGGUUUCUACAGUCCAGCCUCUGUGACAUCGUCACGGGCCUGGUGAUUGUGGUUGACGUCGUCCUCACCUGCAUUGACAUCGACAUCCGAGCCGCGGGUGGGAGCACGCCACUGGCAUUGGAUCUUCUCUCGAACUUGUGCCUUUCCAUGUACGUCCUGGAACUGAUGGCUAUCAUCAUCGUCUACAAGCUGGGGAUAUUCCGAGAUGCCUGGACCAUGCUGGACUCGCG